GGUCCGCAGCGUGACGUGACAUCAGCUGACUGAUCAACAGAGGAAGAAGAAGCAGCAGCAGCCUGAUCCUCGUCGACCUUCAUUCUGGUGAUUCCUCCUCUCUCUGUUCUCUCUGCUCCAACAUGGCGAGUCAGUCUCAGGGCAUCCAGCAGCUGCUGCAGGCCGAGAAGAGAGCCGCCGAGAAGGUGGCUGAAGCCCGCAAACGGAAGAACCGGCGUCUGAAGCAGGCUAAAGAAGAAGCCCAGGCUGAGAUCGAACAGUACCGACUGCAGAGAGAGAAAGAGUUCAAGACCAAAGAGGCUGCUGCCCUCGGUUCCCAUGGCAACAGCGCGGUUGAGGUGGACCGCGACACGGUUGAGCGGAUGAGUCGUAUCCAGGCCAGUUACCGCGGUAACCGGGAGGCGGUGUUGGUCGAGCUGCUGCGACGCGUCUGCGACAUCCAGCCUGAGCUUCACGCCAACUACCGUGUGUCAGGAUGAGGGGCGGGGCCACAUGACCAGAGGGGGCGGGGCCACAUUACCAGAGGGGGCGGGGCAAACAGAGGAGACAUGGACGUUAGCAACAUUAGCUUCAUUAGCUUCAAUCACAGCCAAAACCUUUUUAGUUUAGUGUGUCGAGUUUUUGUGACUCAAACUAAAUCAUCUGAAACUGCAAAGUUCAUCUCUUCCUGUUUUCCUGCUCCGAGCAAAGACGACGUUAAUAACUGUUGUGUUACUGUGUUGAUGUUUACGAAGUAUUUAUAUAUAUAUGUAUAUCAGAUUUCUUCAAAUCUUUCCUGAAUCUAACAAAAUAAAAGUCGUCCUUCGCUGUAUCUCUGUGAGGUUUGAAGAGAAAAUCAGUUUAAAGUCAAAUAAAAUAAUAAAUUAAUCUAAAUGAAAUCAGAUUUGACGAGCUGAUUGGAUGUUUAGCGUUGAACUCUCCUCCAAUCAGGAGUCACGACUUAUCUGUGCUCUCUAACCGGAUUGGCUGGAGAAAGUGGAAAGGCUUUUAUUGUGAAACUCUUGUGCAUUUCCACAUUUUUUUUUUGGUUGUUUCCUGUAUUUGACCAUGUGACUUCCUGUUGUUGUUCUGAUGACUUCCUGUUGAUGUUUGUGAAGUGAUGAUGAAAAACACAGAAAAUAUUAAACUGAAUGUUGAUUGGCUGAAA
Messenger RNA from Sebastes umbrosus (honeycomb rockfish), 1147 nucleotides. RefSeq names its product ATPase H+ transporting V1 subunit G1 (gene atp6v1g1). Gene Ontology annotation, biological process: proton transmembrane transport. The record is from RefSeq and is a predicted model, not a curated record. Gene Ontology annotation, cellular component: vacuolar proton-transporting V-type ATPase complex. Gene Ontology annotation, molecular function: proton-transporting ATPase activity, rotational mechanism. NCBI's taxonomy places the organism in Eukaryota, Metazoa, Chordata, Actinopteri, Perciformes, Sebastidae. The transcript is spliced from 3 exons. Bases 123 to 479 code for a protein of 118 amino acids.